Molecule: messenger RNA, 675 nt
Organism: Ylistrum balloti
Lineage: Eukaryota; Metazoa; Mollusca; Bivalvia; Pectinida; Pectinidae
Product: tereporin-Ca1-like
Exons: 2
Coding region: 1-675 (224 amino acids)
Source: RefSeq, a predicted model, not a curated record
AUGAUCGGUCACACUGUGUACGUGCUUUUUGCAAUAGGACAAUUGGGACUAGUCCUCGGGAAGCUAGAUCCACAGAUUGUGUCCGCCAUUACUGGCGGUAUCAAGGACGGGACCUCUCUACAGGGCACCAGCCUCCAUGCUCAGAUGGACUCACUUCAUUACAGGAAUGUGGUGGGUAUGGAAGUGGACAACUACAGUAAAUGGGCGAUGACCAGUCCAAUUGCCUACCCCGAUAGGGGAGUGAUCACUCUCUCACCGCGUGAGAUACAUCCGGGUCAGCGGGAAGUCAUGCUGGCUAGAAAAACCGGUUAUACCGCCACUGGUACGCAAGGAACUGUUUCGUGGCUGAUUGACAACCGCCGGGUGAUAGUGAUGUGGGAGGCACCAUUCAACUUCGACUUCUAUGACAACAAACUAGCUGUGGGGAUCGUACCGAGCAGUGCUCAUACAAGUUCAAUGUUUGACGUCAUGUCCGGAGGGUCUGGUAAUUUUACACGCGGCGUUUAUGACAGUAGCAUACGCACCAUCGAGUACUGUGACGAGGCUCUGUGUGUAGAGGGAACCAUGGGAACGAGUCACAAGACACAGGUUCACAUUCAGGUCAUCCCAAGGUCCAUCGACAACGUAGCGAGGAGUUUAGAAACUUUGAUUCCGGAAAAUCUGCUCGUUGGCUAA